Messenger RNA from Rotaria sp. Silwood2, 654 nucleotides. The record is from the annotation of a GenBank genome assembly. NCBI's taxonomy places the organism in Eukaryota, Metazoa, Rotifera, Eurotatoria, Philodinida, Philodinidae.
AUGCUGGAAAGACAUUUUGUUGAUAUAGUUAAAUAUCGUGAAAAGAUAUUGAAUCAACAAAAUGAUGAAAUUAACAAUGAUAUUCCAUUUCAGAAGGUUUAUAGGUCUCUUUUAACAUCCACCAUUCGUCAACCUUUUAUUAGCGCUAUAUUUCACCUCGAUGGCGUUCCACUUGGAAAAUCUAGCAAAUUAACUUUGUGGGUACUUUCCUGUUCCAUAUUAGAACUUCCACCUUAUCUACGUAAUCGACAUAGCAAUAUGAUUGUAAUUUCAAUGUGGGUUGGGGUUCGCCAACCAAUUAUCAAACUUUGGUUACGUGAGUGUGUUCAAAAUUUAAAAACACUUAAGUCAUCAGGUUUGUCGAUUCGUGAUGGACAAAAGUGGUUUUUGUACUUUGUUGGUAUUAUAGGCGAUUGUCCAGCAUUAAAACUAGCACUUAAUCAUAUCGGUAAUAAUGGAUAUUAUUGUUGUUGGUUUUGUAAAAUAGAAGGUAUUCAUAUUGGUAAAAAACGACAAUACCCAUUUGAAAAAACACCAACUAUGCGAAGUAUUAAUAGUUAUAUAAACGAAUCGAAAGAAGCUGAAGUAAAUGGUACAAAUGUGAAUGGUCAUCUUGAUGCUGCAUGGGCCAAAACAAUUUGGCAACAGAAGUAG